This is a messenger RNA of Aegilops tauschii subsp. strangulata, 690 nucleotides long. Lineage: Eukaryota; Viridiplantae; Streptophyta; Magnoliopsida; Poales; Poaceae. The record is from RefSeq and is a predicted model, not a curated record.
AUGUCAUCGGACCUCCCCGCCUCGUCCCGCCACGGCCUCGCCGAAGCUGCCCCGCCGUCGACCCCGUCCUCCUCCUCGACCCCCGCUGCUCGAACCCUACACAACCCUUGUGAGCUCCCUGGCCUCUCCUCCUCUCCCCCUGUCCCCGUGCGCACGAACGCGCACGCGCCCGACCGCCUCCCGCUGCUCGCUCACCGUGGCCGAAGCCCCUCGCGCGCCCGCGCCCUCGCCGCUGCCCACGUGCACCACUGCUGCCCGCCUCGCACAGCUUCGAACCAGCGCGCGCGCUCGCGCGGGGAUGGGCUCGCGGCCGCCCACUGCUGCCGUUGCCGCCCGUGGCCACUCCGGCCAUUGCCCCGGAUCGUGCGCCCCGCCCGCUUGCUCCCUCGGUCGCCUGCCGCCGUCCUCGCUCCUAGUCGCACCCUCUCCGGCGCCGCCUCCCACUGCGCCCGCGGCCCUCCGCCUUGCCUCGCUCCCGCGCCCGCUGGCGCGCACCACCGCUUGCUGCGGUGCUACUGCUCGCUCCUGCUGUACCCCAGCGCCACUGCCUCAGCCCCGUGCGCCGCGCCGUCACCUCUCCCCCUCCUGCGCCCUGUCCGCCGCGGCCACCGCCCAAUUUGCCCGCACCCGCCGCCGCCCCGCCGCCUCGGAUCUGCCCCGAUAGGCGCCUCUCUCGGAUCCAGAGCCUGA